Chrysemys picta bellii (western painted turtle) is the source of this 3759-nucleotide messenger RNA. It is a transcript of the gene WDR74, whose product is annotated as WD repeat domain 74. The record is from RefSeq and is a predicted model, not a curated record. NCBI's taxonomy places the organism in Eukaryota, Metazoa, Chordata, Testudines, Emydidae. Gene Ontology annotation, biological process: ribosomal large subunit biogenesis. Gene Ontology annotation, molecular function: protein binding. Gene Ontology annotation, cellular component: preribosome, large subunit precursor; nucleolus.
AGCAUAUGGAGUGCAAUGUCACAGUAAUAUCUUAUUGGACCAAUUUCUCUGGGUAAGAGAAGCUUUUGAGCCACACCGAGCCCUUCUUCAGGGUGAAGGAGACUUUCCUCCCUUGUAUUUAGUUUGGGCCCACCCUGCUCCAGGACCACUGAGGAGUCCAUGGCUAUGAUGGGCUGGGACCCUCUGCCCAAACCCUGGCUGGGAAGCUGUGAGAUCUGUGCUCCAAGAGCUGCCCCGGGGCAGGUGUGUGGCCUUGCCUAGGUUGUCAUAUGCUAGGGCUAAAGUGUGGAUUCUACAGCUCAUAGAGAAGAAAGAGCUAUGUGUGGGAUGGGGCCAAGCUUCUCCUGCUAGGCUCAGACUCCUUUGGGUGCCUGAUGACCUUAGAGCUGGGCUGGCCCCCCCUCAUGCUGAAGAAAUUCUGGUUUGCACAUGCCACAGAGUAUUAGGGGUCUCUCGCUGCCCCCUCAAGGUACAGAGGUGCUGGCUUGGCACCUGAGCUGUGUGGGAUGCCUGUAGCCAAAACUGCCUGGGUAUAGCAAUCUCCCCAGUGGGCAGAGCUGUGAGUUACCACCUCUCUUCCUCCCCACUCAGACUCUGCUGGGGAGCCCCUGCAGCUGGCCAUCUGGCUGAUGGGUUCCUGGGUGCAGGAGAUGCUGUGAACAGGGAGAGGUUAACCUGUCUGAGCCUGUCGCAGCAGCUGCCUGCCUGACCUUGGGGAGCCCAGGAUUAACUCAGGCAAACUCCCACCUCAGCCAAACCUGCUGCUAAAAGGGGCCUUGACAGCCAGCCCUAGGCUCGCAUCUGUCAGGGCAGAACCAAGUAGCUGAGACCUGCUCACCAUGGUGGCAGCCACUUUGGGCUCUGUGGGAGGGGAGCUAGCUAUGCCAGCAUGCAGCAGCAGCGGGCACUGUGCCCACUUGAGCAGGCCCCAGUGCCUAGGCAGUGUCUAUUCUCUGCUGCUACUGAAGGCAGGGAAGGUGAAAGCUGAGUGGGGGACAGCUACAUGAGCCAGGUGUAUGUGUGGUCUGUGCUCACAUACUGGGACCCACAGAGGAAGCUGCAGGGACAGUGAAAGCCUCUCCAUGCCUGUUUCUCUGGGGAAGCUUCUCUACCUUGCUGUCACCCUUCUGCAGGGGAACUGGGGGGCAGGGUGGUGUCCUGAGGAACUGGGAUAGGAGGACAUAAGUCCCAGGCACUGGGGGGUCAAAUGCAGCAGCUGGCAAAGUAUAGGGCCCAAACUUUGGGGUUGGGUUAUGUGGGGCCUUGGGCUCAGGCAUGGGAGGGGAGGUUUGGAAGCUGGGGUGGUGCAGAUGCAGGGUCAGGUCUCGGGCUCUGGGAUGGGGUGCUGGGAUGCAGGCUCGGCCCUUCGUAACAGGUUUCUCCCUCUGCAGGUGUGGUGCUCAUGAGUACUGCUGUGUCUCUAAUGCCAGGAGGGUGAGAGUCUGGCCAAGAUCUUUAUGGUGUUGGACCUGGAGGUGCUCCCUAGAGAGAAGAUGGCUUCCCCCUUCAAGCUCAUUGCACACACACACCAUUCUCCCCAGAGGCACCUGCAGGACUGCAUGGGCAGUGGGAACCUGGGGCUGCUAAGCCAACAUGCCUGCUUUUGCUUUGCUGUCACCAGGCCAUUCCAGGAGGCAGAGGGUGUGGAUUAGCGCUGUGUCUGGGCCAUGUGCCCUGGGGGUGCUGCCUGCCCAGCCCUGCUCCUGGCAUUGCACUGACCACCCUUCCUGGCCAUACUCAGGAAGGCAGCUGAUGCACAGGCUCUGGAAAGCAGGAACCCAACAAGCCACUGCUCUUGCUCUGGCUUUGCUGAGACUCCCAUGCUCUGCUGGAUCUGAUGGGAGGAACUGGGCUCUGCGGAGGAGGGGCCUAGACAGACUGUGACCCCAUAAGGGAUGGUAUUUGUGCUGCUCCUUAUGGGGUGGGGGAAGAAUGAACAGGCAGCAGGCGGGAACGUUGCGAGUAGAACUAGGUGUAGGCAGGAAAGGGUUCGGUGAGACACCACGGAGCGGAAGCAAACCCGGCCCAGGCCUGUCACGAAUUGCGAAGUCUAACAUCCGGCUUCCGGCGUAAUACUGUAAGCGGUCCGGCCCCGCACCACUUCCCUCCUCUUUUAGCACAUUCUGGCCCACCAGGACAGCCAGAAGGGAGCGAGCCGGAGCGGAUAGAGAAAGGUAGCGGGGCAAGAUGGCGUCUUCUGCGCGGUGGAAUCACGUGUGGGUUGGAUCCGAGACUGGCAUCCUGAAAGGGGUGAACCUGCGGCGGAGACAGGCCACCAACUAUGUGGCGGCCUCGGCACUGCGCCGGGAUGAGGGCGUCUGCGCCAUGUGCUGGGGGGACCCCUCCGAGUCCGAGAUCCUCGUCGGCUGCCUGGAUCGGUCGGUGAAGCUGUUCAGCACCGAGAAGGGAAAGUUCACAGAGUCGCGGCAAUGUCUGGGCGGGGAGGGCUCGUUCUGCGGCCUGGCCGUGCACGACAGUUCCAUCAUCACCUGUGUGGAGUCUGGUCUCCUCAAGGUCUGGCGGGAUGCCUCAUCUGAAAACAUGGAAACCCAGGUGGGGGCUGGCGUGUGCCGUAUGCGCCAGAACCCUGCCCAGCCGCAGUCUGUGGGGACAGGUGGGAAGGAGAACGCUCUGAAGGUCUGGGACUUGCACCGGCCUGAGGAACCCAUCUUCCGUGCCAAAAAUGUGCGGAAUGACUGGCUCAAUCUCCGAGUCCCUGUGUGGGAGCGUGACCUGCAGUUCCUACCUGGCUCUGAGAAGAUUGUCACCUGCACUGGGCACCACCAGGUGCGGCUGUACGACCCCAGCUCCCCACAGCGGCGCCCUGUGCUGGAGGCAACCUAUGGGGAAUACCCCCUCACAGCCCUCUCCCUCACCCCUGGUGCUGACUCUGUGGUGGUAGGCAGCUCGCACGGGGACAUGGCUGUCAUUGACCUGCGGCAAGCAGGACGGCUGGUGAAAUGCCUGAAGGGCUUUGCUGGGAGUGUGCGCAGCGUCCAGUGUCACCCCACCCUCCCACUCGUGGCUUCCUGUGGCCUUGACCGCUUCCUGCGGGUACAUAAUAUCGAGGACAAGCACCUGGUACACAAGGUGUAUCUGAAGUCCCGGUUGAACUGCCUGCUGCUGACCAGCCGUGAGAAGUGGGAUGAUGAAGAACCUGAACCUGCAGCCCCCCAAGCAGACGUGAAGGAGGAAAAAGAUGAGCUGUGGGAUGGCAUGGAGACGGUGGCUACCAAAACAGUGCUCAAGCGCAGGGCGGACCCCAAUGUCCGGGAGACCCAGCUAGGCAAGCGUCCCAAGAAGCAGAAGAGAACAAGCGCUGGGCCUUGAGGGGGGCGAGUGGGGAGCUUAUGCCCCAGCCAGAAAGGAUAAUGAACUCGCUCCCUACCCCGGCCAUAGGGACUCCUGCCUGGACAAGGGGAGGGGAAGCCUCAUGUCUCUGCUGGCCAGAGGCACCAGCCUCUCCCCUGCUGCUGAAAGGGACUGGGGUGGAGUGGGGGUGGAAAUGUGCCAGCCCUAGCUGGGGUUGGCAGGGCCCUAACCUCUCAGAGAAUGCUGCCCCCGCUUGGACAAGGUGGGUUGAGCUGGGGGCAGUCACAGCCCGCUGUGGGGCUGGAGGGCAGAGCUGGGUCCAUUAAGGCCCAUUCCAUUGGCCAGCAAGUGGAGCAGAUAUUUUGGGUAAGAGAUUUGGACCUACCCCCUGGACACCCAAGCUGUAAUGGCCAUCACACAGCAGUGUAAAAAUAACCUGUAACCGUG